AAAACACCCGGCAAGUAAACCAAUUUUACGGAUUUUCAUCUCUGGCUUCCAGACUCCGUACUCCGUACUCCGUUCUCCGAGAAGUAUGCAAUGAAUUUCGCCUGCAGUCGCUGGUGCUCCAUUUAAAGGAUAUUCCAUGCCGUGCUGCUGGCUGAAUAAGUAGCGCCGAGGAAAACGGUUACGGAAUGGAUGCGCGCCGGCAGAAACGACUUGGCCCAGCGCCAAUUGCAUCCUUCGAAAAGUCAUUCGAGGACAAUGCCACGACAAAUGCACAGCACCAGAGCCAACACCAGCAGGAGCAACAGCAUCCUGGCCAUGUGGCGAUGAUGGAGCAAAGUGUGCGAAACCAAACAACGAUGUCGACGACGGCCAAUCGGAAUAGAACCGCCGGCGGCAUAGAAGCACCCAGCAUAGCCGCUGCAUCUGGACCCGUCAAUGCUGGUGCAAGUGCAACUGCUUCCGCAGCAUCCGCAACAUCCGCCUCCUCAUCCUCCUCGUCAUCGGUUUCAUCGGCCACUUGCUCGGCAACAAUUGUCCAGGCGAAACAGCGACCGCCGCCCCUUAAAACGGCGACGACAACGGUGACCACCACUCUGGUGAGCAGCAGCGAGGGCGGUCAGCCCCUGCCACCCACCGCCCACUCGGGGUCCGGUGGUCCAGGCGGUGCAGGGGUGGGGAGUGGUGCCAGCUAUCGCGGCACCGCCACCCUGACCACGCCCUCAACGCCCCGCAUCGAGCUUAGUCGCGCCUCCAGUUCGUCGCAUCACGAGGAGGACAGCCGGGAAAGCAGUCCGGAAAAUGUAUUCGACCAGGUCGGAACUGGCACCCUACAGGAAACGAUUGGCCUUGGCUUUCGGGAGGAGGGUGCCCUCGAGCUACGCAGCUCCACCGAGGAGCUGUACUUCAUGGAUCCCGAGCAGAAGAAGGAGGAGCAGGAGCGGAUCCAGCAGCAGCAGCAGCAGGCCAAGCGCUCGUCGCCGCACAUCUUCAAGUUCGACGACCACCAGAGUUACCUGCAGCAGCACCAGCGCAAGGAUUCGGCCAGCUCGGAGGUAGCUGCGCUGCUCUGCAUCUCGGGUCGCACCAGUCGCAUCUCGAGCGUGGGCAGUCAGGGAUCGGCGGUGAGUCGCCUCUCGGCGAUAUCGGGUGUCUCGCGUUCUCCCUCGCCGCAUCGCAUGCUGCUGGAGACCUCGUUCUGUGGCCCCAAACCGGUGGAGCUGGGCGGUGCCAGUGGUGGCGGUGGCGGUGGAGGUGUUGCUGGUGCUGGUGGUAGUGGUGCCUCCACCGCGGCCAGUUCGGCCCACAGUCGGGCGGAGGGAAUGCCAGGUGCUGGCACGGUGGCUGCCAAUGCGGCCCUGCUCGAGCAACUGCUCUUGGCCCGCAAACAUGAUCCCACCCAGGCUGUCCUGGCCGAGGGCAUCAAGGUCCUGCCACCCGCGCCAACGGGUUCCGGCUCGGCGAGCACCUCGAGUCGCGGCCGGAGCAGACAGAUGGCCAAUGGCCAGGAUCGGAUAGAGAAGGAUGUGCCGAAGAUGAAACAGACAAUUGGCGCCCAACGUAGGGGCAACAAGAGUCCGGGUCAAAUGGUUGUGGGCAAGACGGCCAGCGGCACGGAGUACAUACGGAUUAAUCUGCGACCGGAUCACAUGUACAGUGACAAGGGUAUAGCCUCCAAUGAGCGCGUGGUGGAGGCACCCAACCAGCUGGCACCGGUCUACUCCAAGCCCGCCUCCCUCAGUCUGCAACAGGCAACAGGUGGUCCCAUCGAGGAGAUCCAUCGCCUAACCCCCACGGCCAGUCCCAAGCCGGGCAAGCGAUUGACCAGCCGUUCGCCCUCACCCGCAACUGGAGGAGCUGGCGGAGCAGGUGGCACCGUUUCCCGCAAGAGCUCCUUCAGCUCCCUCUUCCGUUUGGGCAAGGACUCACCGGAUUCACCAAGGGAAACGGCUCGCUCGCGUAGCAAAAGUAAAGAGCGACCCGCCACGGCCUCAGGCGGAUUGGGUGGCGAGCGAGGCGGAGGCGCUAGUGUUGGUGGCGGUGGCGGUGGUGGUGGCUCCCAGAAUGUAACGCCCAGCAAGCAGAAAUCGGUGUUGGCCAUCUUCAGGCCCGGCAAGCGGGGCAGUCAGAGCAGCAAGAGCUCAUCGCCCAUAGAGUGUAGUGCGGAGCCCGUGCCGCCGCCACCACCACCUGCUCCCGGAUCAUCGGGGUCGAACAACACCACUACCAAUCGGAGUCGCACCCCAGCCGGAUCGCGACCCGGCAGUCGACUGCGCUACUACGAUGAGCCGGUGGAGGGGGUGAUCCACAUACCACUGCACACGCCGCCGGAGGAGCGCGAGGCUCGCACCCUGCUGCAGGGCAUCCAGCAGUUGACCCACGCCGCCCAGGCCAGCAUGGACCCCAGCCCACUGCCCACCCACCGAGCUGCGCCCACUGCCGUCGCGCCAGCCGGCACCCAGAUCAUCACGGCCACCCAGUUGGCGGCCGCAGCGGCUGCCCUGCGUCCGGUGGCCCAGCGGCGGGUGGCCCAGCGCCCGGAUCUGGAUGCCAUUCAAUCGCUGCCCAGCCAGGAGGAUCCACCCAUGGAACCGGGUGAGGGAAAUGCCACUGGCACUGGCACUGGCUCUGGCAAUGGGAAUGGGAAUGGUGAGCAAAUGAUGGCACAACAGGCUGAGCCGACGAACUGGAGCCUGGAGGUGCAGCGGCACAGUUCGCAGGACUCGCAGGAGACGACGGUCGAUUCGGUGGGCUCGGUGGUCAGUGCCCGGGCGGCCAAUCUGGCCCAGCAGCAGCGACUGCCGUCGGUGGAGAGCACGCAGAGUGCGUGCGAGCCGCGGCUGGUGCACACGGUGGCCACCGUCAAUGCCCAUCCCAAUCCGGACUUGGACUUGGCCGCCGCCGCCGCUGCGAAGGAGCGCCGACGUCUGCUGUUCGCCACUCGCUUGGGCUCCGGCAGCCAGGAGCAGCUCUUCUCCACCCAGUUCAGUAUUUCGAAGACCGAAAGCCAGUCCAGCCAGUUGUCCGAGCAGGUGGAGCAUUCCGGUUCGGAGACAACGGAUGGAUUGCAGCGCCAGGGCACCGUGAUUCGGAGAACGGAGAACUCCGGUGGCGCAGUACCACCACCGCCGCCGCCACGGGGCGUUUGCAGUUCGGAGGAGGAGCAGGGUGGUGGAGUCAUGGCCGGCACGGUGGUUAUGCGCUCCAAGCACAAAUCACGGCCCAGUUCGGAGGACGAGGCUGCUCCGGCAGAUCUGCGACACUCGCGUUACUUGGAGAAUUUCGAUGUGCGCCGCAAGCUGCACGAGAAUCUCACGGAGGCGGAGAUUUCACGAAAGGCCGAGUUGCCAGGUGGUCAGGUGACACCCAUUCCCAGGAAGCCAAAGCGACAGAGUGUCCCAGAAUCAAGACGUGAAACCACAAGCUAUAGUUCUGGUACUGCCACGCCCACCACGCCCACACCAACGCCAAUGGUUCAAACGGGUCAAUGUCAAACCAAACAGCCACCGAGCUCUGCCACCACUCCCACAAACACUGCAGCUCAAGCGUUCACUCCACCCGCUUCCACUUCCUACACGGGUGCUCCAGUCACCACCUCCAUCAAUGAGCCACUGGGCACUGCCUACAGCACUUCCUAUAAGGAUCCAUCGUUUAGGGAUCCGGCAACCACUGUCCAUCACGAUCCUCUGACCUCAAGAACUACGGAUCCCAUGCUCACCUCCCCGCCAGCCGAACGUCGCCAUUCGCAGUCAACGGAUGAGCACGAGCCCGUGGAGUCGUCGGAGAGUGAAAGGGAUUCGGAUAUGGCGGGCAGCUCGUCGGUGACCACGGCAGUGCCGGCGGGCGGAGAGGCGGGCCGGCGGCAUCACAACUUUCCGCGCAACGUGUGCGUGAUCGAGGAGCACGAGAGCACGGGCCUGGUGUCGCAGGAGUCCUUCGAGGACGAGCUGCCCUACAUACCCACCACGCUGCCCGAGGAGCGGGCCCAGGGUGUGCCCAUAAUACCCAUGCGGGAACGGGCCAAUAUGGAGCUGAAGACCUGUCCGGUGGACAGGCCACGGUCCACCACGCCGCUAAAUCCCUCGCAUCUCGAGGAGUACUGUACGGGGAUCAUGACGCCGCAGGAGGUUACUCCAGGUGGUGGUCAUCAGGAGCUCGAUGGUGCACUAGCCAUGGGCACUGGAGGUGUGGCAGUGGCCGGAACUGCCGCAGGAGCUCCUGUGCGUGGGGAAAAACUGAGGAUCAGUUUGCCGCGCAAGGAGUCUGUCGGCAAGGAGCGCAUCCAGAACUCCAAGUCGCCGCGUCGUGUGUCCAACACCAGUGGCAAGUCCUGGUUCGAGUUCGCCGAAGAGGGCUUGCGGGCCAAUAACAAUCUGGAGCGCAAGGACUCCGCCAAACAACUGCUACCCGUGGUCACACCACCAGCUCAAUCAGCUCCCACUUCAGCCAAUUUGGAGGAGCCCAAGCCAAAGGCCUCAACCCAACGAAAACUCUCGGGUCAUUGGAUCGAUUUCGAGAACAUACCCGAGAAGAGGAAACCGGCCAAGCGGAUCACCACCUUGCCCAAGGAGACGUUGACGAGCAGCGUGGUGGCCAUGGCCACCACCAGUUCCUCCUCCGCCUGUGGCAGUGGUCAUCGCUCCGGAUCUGCUUCUGCAACCGGCCACCAUCAUCAUCAUCACCACCAUCAUCAGCAUCAGCAGCAGCAGCAGCAGCAGCAGCAGCAGCAGCAUUCAACCAAAACGAGUCCGGAGGGAGGCGAUAAGUUGCACUACAACUAUGUGAAGCCGGAGGACUGCCAGUGCGAGUGUCACGAGGUGGAGCGUGGUGAAUCCUCGACAGCAACGGCCGGAGCAGGAGAGUCCAGCACGGAGACGGGCACUGGAACGGGCACAGGCACAGGCACAGGCACAGGCACGGGCACGGGCAGUGAGUCCCUGGCCUCCGUGGAGCUACUGCAGCAGGGCGAGGAUAUGUUGCCACUACUCGAUCCCGACACUUCCGCGGAGGGCAGAAUUUAUGGGGACGAAGAACAGGCGCCUCUAGUAGUACGUCACAGUGGCAAGGGUGUCUCCUCCAAUUCCAGGACCCAACACGAGGAGUUUCCACGCCGCGACAAUGGAUCUAGUCCUCGUAAUCGCAAGUUUCCCGACAGAAAGUAAACAGCUGGUGGCAAACUCAACAUCUCUUCUCGGUUCAAACUGGUUCGGGAUCGGUUCUUUAUAGAUCUUCAGGGUAGCUAAGCCGGUAAUCUAUCUCUAUCUGUGUAAGUCGAGUCACUAAACUAAGGGCCAGCGUGUCCUCCUGGCCUAUAUCCUUAAUGUACCUCAAGCAGAGUGGUUGUUAUACGUGCAAAAGCCGAGGAACAAUGAUGCGUAUUACCUUUCGACUCGAUUAGUUGACAAAACAAAAGAAUAACUCUAUAUGGAAUAUACAAAUACAAAACAAAAGCAAACAA
Molecule: messenger RNA, 5455 nt
Organism: Drosophila elegans
Lineage: Eukaryota; Metazoa; Arthropoda; Insecta; Diptera; Drosophilidae
Product: pneumococcal serine-rich repeat protein
Exons: 8
Coding region: 186-5159 (1657 amino acids)
Source: RefSeq, a predicted model, not a curated record